AUGCACAAGACGCUCCCUAUCAUGUUCGCAGCUGGCGCCGUGGCGCAGAGCACCAUCACCACCAGCUGGCUCGCCGGGGGCUUCGACAACACGCCCGUCGCCUCGGUCAUCGCCGCUGACUCCAAGGCCGUGACAUACUCGAUCGCGUGCAACUAUUCGGACAUCCAGGAGGGCGAGUGCGGCAUCCCCGCCGGCUUCACUGUUACCGCGGGCCCGUCCAUCUUCGAGUACCACUACACCGACUACACGGUUGCCACCGACUACACUGCCGACUUCACCAUGGAUGCCAGCUGCGCCAUCGAGGGCACCACCAAGGCCGUCUGCGUCGAGUCCGCCGAUGGCGCCGACGCAAACUUCCCGGGAUUGAGCACCGAGACUCUGACCGGCACCGACGUCGAAUGGGGUCCGCUCGUCAUCACCGCCGGCGCCGAGAAGCUGAGUGCCACUGCCGGCGCCACUGCCACCGGCUCUUCUUCUGCUUCCGAGACGAGCACCGCGGCUCAGUCCGGCUCGAGGACGAGCGCCGGUGUCUCGGCCACUGCUGCCUCUACCUCUGCUUCCCAGAGCAGUAGCGCUUCUGGUUCUGCCGCUCAGGCUUCGUCCACCGGCGGUGCUGCACAGUUCGCCGUGCCCGUUGCCGGCGUUGCUGGUGUCCUGGUUGCCGCUCUGGUUCUCUAG
Molecule: messenger RNA, 678 nt
Organism: Lasiodiplodia theobromae
Lineage: Eukaryota; Fungi; Ascomycota; Dothideomycetes; Botryosphaeriales; Botryosphaeriaceae
Product: GPI anchored cell wall protein
Exons: 2
Coding region: 1-678 (225 amino acids)
Source: RefSeq, a predicted model, not a curated record